Cannabis sativa is the source of this 1688-nucleotide messenger RNA. Its product is annotated as pentatricopeptide repeat-containing protein At1g19525-like. The transcript is spliced from 2 exons. The record is from RefSeq and is a predicted model, not a curated record. The coding region runs from base 151 to 1452 and encodes 433 amino acids. NCBI's taxonomy places the organism in Eukaryota, Viridiplantae, Streptophyta, Magnoliopsida, Rosales, Cannabaceae. Gene Ontology annotation, molecular function: protein binding.
GGUGAAGAAGCUGUGGCCGAUGGGGCUGAAGCUGCUGUUGUGGUUGGGGCGGAAGAGGAGGACAAACCUAAAGCUGUGUCUCUUCCCAAGAGACGAGGGAAGAUAAGGUACAAGAUUUAUGGUCUUGAUCUUUCUGACCCAAAGUAGGCUAUGGUGGCAGAUAAAGUUAAUGAGGCUGCAGAAGUAAUUUGGCCUGAAGAACCGAAACCUAUAUCUGGGGAAUGCAAACUUGUUACUGAUAAAAUAGUUUCAUUGACUGAGAAAGAUGAUCCAUCUCCACUCUUGGCUGAAUGGGCAGAGCUUCUUCAACCUAGUAAAGUUGAUUGGACCAAUUUGCUUGAUAGAUUGAAAGAACAGAAUACUGAGCUGUACUUUAAGGUAGCAGAACUUUUAUUAAGCGAGAAGUCUUUCCAAGCAAAUAUUCGUGAUUACUCAAAGCUUAUCGAUGCUCAUGCUAAAGAGAACCGUUUGGAAGAUGCAGAGAGAAUCCUCAAAAAGAUGACUGAAAAUGGUAUCAUGCCUGAUAUUUUGACUGCCACUGUUUUGGUUCACAUGUACAGCAAGGUUGGAAAUCUUGAACGUGCAGAAGAAGCGUACGAAAGUUUGAGGGCCCAAGGUUUCCAACUAGACUUUAAUCUUUACAAUUCCAUGAUCAUGGCUUAUGUCAAUGCCAAGCAACCUGGAAAAGCGCAUAAAAUAGUGAGGGAUAUGGAAGCGAGCAAUAUCAAUCCCACAGAGGAGAUGUACAUGGCUGUGUUUCGAUCAUUUUCCCAUAAAGGAGAUUGCAUUGGAGCCUUAAAUAUUUCCAGUUCCUUGCUGUGUGCUGGGUACCAAGUAAAUGCCGAGACUUGUAAAUUGCUUGUCGAGGCAUAUGGGAAAGCUGGCGAAUCUGUUAAUGCAAGGAACUACUUUGACCACUUAAGAAAACUUGGUGAAAUGCCAGACGACGAGUGCACUGGAAACAUGAUUUCAGCUUAUCAAGUGAAGAACCAAUUGGGUCUAGCCUUGGAACUUUUGUUGCAGCUCGAGAAGGAUGGUUUCGAACCGGGAGUAGCUACUUACACUGUUCUUGUGGAUUGGUUAGGAAAACUAAAACUAGUUGAGGAGGCCGAGCAAGUGGUGGCCAAAAUUUCCGAGCUGGGUGAAGCUCCUCCGCUUAAACUUCAUGUAAGCCUUUGUGAUAUGUAUUCAAAGGCUGGAAUUGAGAAAAAGGCUCUACAAGCUUUGGGGGUUCUCGAGGCUAGAAAGGAAGAAUUGGGUCAGGGUGAGUUCGAGAGGAUCAUAGAUGGACUUGUGGCUGGCGGCUUUCAGCAACAGGCUCGUAGGAUGGGGCAGUUGAUGGAGGCACAAGGUUUCCCCAUUUCCGAGCCACUGAAGGUAAAGUUGAUGGCGAAGCAAACUUUUCAAAGCACCGGACAAACUUUUCAAAGGACCAGACGAACCCGGGUAUGACAUAAUUUGGAUUCGUUUAAGGCUUUUUAGUUGCUCUGUUUCGAUAGUUCACUCAAACUUAAUAUUUAAAUUAUAUAAAUGUGUUUUGAUGUAAUAAAUAGAGAGAGUCUAUUAUUAGAAAAUGGAUUAAGUAGUAGGAAAUUUUUGAUAUUUUAUUUAAACAUUUACUAAAUAUUUCUGAAAUUUCAUCAGAACACUUCUAAAUUUCAAAACUUUGUUAAACAGGUUUUCAUUCA